Molecule: messenger RNA, 2711 nt
Organism: Oncorhynchus mykiss (rainbow trout)
Lineage: Eukaryota; Metazoa; Chordata; Actinopteri; Salmoniformes; Salmonidae
Gene: shisal1b
Product: shisa like 1b
Source: RefSeq, a predicted model, not a curated record
AACUCUCUGGCUCUCUCCCCUCUCUCUCUCACUCCCUCACUCACUUCAACUCUAGCUCUCUCCUUCUCUCUCUCACUCACACUCUCGCUGAGCUCUAACCGCUUGGAUACAGUGCAGAGGACUUGGGGAGAGUGCUCUUUUCUUCUUCUGCGUUUCCUUCCCUCCUCUCUCCCUCGAGAGCUAUUGAUUUAGAUCAAUUCAUUGGGAUGAGGAUGCGUUUGCGUUAAGCUGCAACAAAGGAAGAGUGCACAAGAAGCAACAGGGGAGUAAUUGACUGCACAGAGAAACAGGAGACCCCCCCCCCCCUUUACAGGCUCAACAAGGGUGGCCGGUUGGACAACAGCAGCCAUGUGAUUGGGGGGUGGCAAAAAGCAAAGAAUGUCCAGGAGGUUCAGCUAAAGCAGCCCUGCAGUGAGAAUCUCCCCCUCUGGCGCCUGUUCUUCAUGAGGACCCGAAGAUGACUGUCACCAGCCGGCAGUCCUUGAAUGUCCUGACAGUCAUCUUUCUCCUGCUGUCCACUGCAGCUCUAUCAGCUCAUUUCAGAGUGUGUGAACCAUACUCCGACCACAAGGGGCGCUAUCACUUUGGUUUCCACUGCCCUCGCCUUUCCGACAACAAGACCUACAUGUUCUGCUGUCACCACAACAACACUGCCUUCAAGUACUGCUGCAACGAGACUGAGUUCCAGACGGUCAUGCAGGUCAACCUGACUACCACCACAGACGGCUUCAAACACAAUAACUACACAGCCCUGGUGGGAGUGUGGAUCUAUGGCUUCUUCGUCAUGGUGCUGCUAGCCCUGGACUUCCUCUACUACUCGGCCAUGAACUAUGAGCUGUGUCGGGUUUACCUGGAGAAGUGGGGUCUGGGUGGGCGCUGGCUGAAGAAAGCCAGGAGCCAGUGGCACCAGCCAGUCCCAGGAGAGGAGACUGAGACCCAGGCACAGACCCAGGGUCACCCCAUGGCCCUCAGCCACCAGCACCCCAGACACAGCCUCAGAGGAGAGGACCAGAGCCCCACGAACCCUAGCACGCCCCCACCGUCUGACUGAAGCUGCGAGAGGAUGAAUGGACGGAGCAGCGAUGUUGAGCAGAGCACGCCGCAGAAGAUAGCACGGCUCCGACACCUGUCUCUGUCUGGCUGGACUAUCUACACAGUAACAUACCACAGGGUGGCUGUCCCUGCCGGAGCUAGCAGUUAGCUAAUAGGACCUGCUCGCCUCCAUUCCUCUAAACACCUCCACCACUGGACCAACGGAACCAGGCCAAAGGUCAACACUAGACUACUAUGAAAGGUCCUGGCGAAUGGAGCUGCUGCUACCCAAACACUGUUAUGGAACAGGUCACAGGCACUGAAACUGACCAUGAAGAACCCCUGCAUGGGCUGGGGCUGUUCUACGAGGAUGCCAAUGGAAACUGAAAGCGCAACUGAUCAACUGAACAAGGGGGGCUUUGUUUAAUGUGUGUGUUUGAGUGUUGAUUGUACUUUGUUGCUGUGUGGGGUUAAAUUCAGUAGUAGUCAGAAGAGGUAGUGGGUGUUUCUCUUGGAGAUUUAUUUAAUGUCGACUAGUCAGGGACUUUUUACGAGUGGUAGACAUUCUAGAUGAUUCACCAUGAUGCUUAGCAUCUCUUUGGAGCUAAAAUUAGGACAUCGACUGGCUCAAUCGCUGAGGAUAGAUAUAAUUGGACGGUGAAUUCUAUGGAACAGACAUAUUUCAGCAUAAUGAACCUUAAUUGAAUACGGUGGCCCCUCCCCUUCAAGUCACCCUGUCAGCUCAGCAAUCAGGGAGAGUGGAGUGCUGACAAAAUAAUCACUUCAGUGGUUCCCACUGAAAGGUGUCACACUGCAAAACAAAAAGUGAAAUCUAAGCAAGUAUAAAUAUCUUCUAUUGAAAUAUCUUUCUUGUUUUUUCAAACCAAGCUAAAUUAUCUAACGUCAGUGGCAGAUCAUUUUAUUUAGGCUUGCUUAAAUGUCACUUUUUGCAGUGUAGUGCACAGGGAGGGGAUAAAGCUCAACACUUCACUCAUUUCUGACAUGAACUUUCGUAUUGAUCCAUAAAGUGCCGUUUUUGUUGUGUUGGGAGGGGUGAGAGGAUAAAGCAUCUGUUCGGGUCAGCAGACUGGGAGGGGGAUGGAGUGUGAUGGGGGAAGACCAGGCGGUAUAUAAUACUGUACCAGGGUAUGUCUCUACUCACUCUCCUCACUCUAACCCAAUUCUGGAGCUGUAACCUGCGAUCUGGCAGCAGCUUAGCCGGAACAUUAUGUGCAGAGAAUUCCUGCACUGUACACACCGUGCAGCAGGAAAUACACUACAGGGUCAUUGGUAGAGGCCAACCAAGAGGGCAGACCCAUAAAUGGUUCUCUGGGAGUUACUGGAAAUACCACCAAUACUCCUGAACAGGCACUAGGCAGGAGGAGCAGGACAACUAUCCCCAAUAUACUAAAAUGGCAAACUCAACCUGCCAAUUUAUUCCAAUGAUUUAAAUAAAUUGUUUUGUCAAGAUCUAGCUUCAUAAAUUCUCUGAAGUGAGCAGGCCCCAAAAAAGAAAAUGUUACCAUCUUCUGUUACAACAAUGACCAUGGCUGGCAAUAUACACUGAGUGUACAAAACAUGAAGAACUCUUUCCAUGACAGAGUGACCAGGUGAAUCCAGGUGAAAGCUAUGAUCCCUUCUUGAUGUCACUUAAAUCCACUUCAAUCAGUGUAGGUGAA